Daldinia vernicosa is the source of this 2421-nucleotide messenger RNA. RefSeq lists its product as uncharacterized. The coding region runs from base 1 to 2421 and encodes 806 amino acids. The transcript is spliced from 6 exons. Lineage: Eukaryota; Fungi; Ascomycota; Sordariomycetes; Xylariales; Hypoxylaceae. The record is from RefSeq and is a predicted model, not a curated record.
AUGGACAGUCUUAACCUCUGGGGCGCUUCAAGCAACUUCUUUAUGCAAGUUUUAAAUUCUCCGUCGAGAGAGGAAGUGAAUGUAGCGCACUUCCAAGGUUCCUGGUUGGGAAUCGGCAUACCGUCAGUCCGCAAUGCCUUCAGAGUCUCCAAGUUUAAGACCGCGUGUUGGAUUUGCCUGUUUCUCAGCUCGAUUCCUAUUCAUCUUCUAUUUAACUCGACGAUAUUUGAGACGGACUAUAGAGGAUCUGACUUCCACCUAACGAUUGCUACCGAGGAGUUUCUAAACGGCGGGAGCUUCUACCCCCCUGGAGGAAGUUUAGUCCAAGCCGGCUUCUCAUCUUGGUACAACGAGACCAGUCCAUAUCCAAGCAUCAUUGCGGAAUCCACUAGCCUUGACUUGUGGCAACUUGGCGGUGCAUAUGGCGCACCAGUCAACCUGACCGAAUACGCUAAUAAGGAUGCUAAUGUCAUGAAAAACAUAUCGACUACAGCGACGAGUGCUGGAAACUGGAAGAGACUUGAAAUAAGCGACUGCAAGCAAGAGUAUAUUAACUGCAGUGGACUUAAACGUCAUCGUAACCUGGUCCUCGUCAUCGACAGGCCAGGUGGCUGGGUAAGAGACGAGAUGUGGCAUCUAAUGGACAAUCAAACUGAACUAUGGGAUCGUUAUGUCCCUGCAGACCAGCCCAAUCACUUAUUCUACGAUGCACAAUGUCAUAUGCUCGCGUCACACAACGGACUAAAAGAAACAGAAUGCGUGAAUAACUGCAUCGAAGCCUUUGGCGUAGACGGGGAUAAUACAGUGAGAGCUACAUAUGCUGGUAUCCCGGAUUGGCAAUACUCUUUCUUCGAUGUAUGCGACAAUGACUCGGUCAACGGAACAACUAUUCUAGAGCCCACGAGAGGCCCCUUGAAUUGGUCUGAUGGCUUUGAAAAGGGCAGUACACUAACAUCCGGUCUACAGCCGGGAGCGACCAAUCUAUCUGUACAAUACUGUCUUGCGGACGACCUCGACGGAAUCUGUCAUAUUGGCUUGUCACCAACUCUACUACUAACAGUCACAUUAUGCGUUAUAUUCAAAACUUUCACGGCUGUCGUUGUCACGGUAGUUCUAAGCCGCCAGAACCAGGCACCGUUAGUGACCCUGGGAGAUGUCAUGGAGUCUUUCAUCGAAAAGCCGGACCCUGUUACCGCCGGUAUGUGCACUAUCGGACAGACGGAAAUCCGAAGGUCGAUGAGAUUCGAUAGAUGCUUCUUAUUGCCAGGGCCAAGGCAAUGGAAAACGUUGCAGAGACGUCGAUGGGCAGUUGUUCCUCUGUUAGUAUGGAUAUCAAGCUACCUACUAUUUGGCGUAGGCAUUACUAUUUGUGCUUACUUCUUCGCGGAUAUAAGAAGCAAUGGCAACCUUGUCGGCUCAUUCUACGAGAGCGAAAUGAAUUCAUUCAUCGACUCCCCUUUCACCUUCACGCAAGGUGUCCUAAUCGCUAAUAGCCCGCAACUCCUCCUUUCAUUCUGCUAUCUUGCUUACAAUAAUUUAUUUACUCGGCUUCAGAUGGCUAGAGAAUGGUCAUUGUUUAGUGAAGGUUACCAACCACUUCGAGUUACUGACCCUAAGGGCGGCCAAUACUCUACGUAUCGACUCCAACUACCUUAUAAAUACAGCAUCCCUCUUAUAGCUACUAGUAUAUUCCUUCAUUGGCUGCUCUCGAAUAAAUACUAUUUAUCUUUUCAUAUCAGUCGGAGUACCGGUUUGUUCCUUAGCGGAAUCAAAGCCGACCCAAGCCUGCCACCCAACACUGCUAUCGCCUUGGGGUAUUCGGGCUAUUCCCUUCUGGUUAUGCUUGUGGUCUCAUGCUUCUUGAUCUUGCUGCCAGCGAUUCUGAGCAUCAAAAAGCUCCCGUCGAAUAUGGUAAUAAUUGGAAGCAACUCACUCGCGCUAUCUGCUGCAUGCCACGUCUCGAGCUUGUCACAUGCGGUUGCUUCCCGCGCAACACCAUUAUUUGCCGAUUAUUCAACACCGUCACUAGUUGAUUUUCCGCCAACUUUAAAGUCGUCGAAGCGAUCGUACACUCCUCCCGCAGACGACAUCUAUACCGAGGAGGGUAACAGGAGCGGCAGCAUUGAGAUGCAGAAUCUCACGCCGAUGCUAACUACCACAAGCCGCUACUCAUCACGUAAAUCAAUGUCAAAGAAGUCGCUGCUUGAGCGUACCGAAGAGGAUUUCUCUGACGCGGGAGAUGAACAGCAGAACAGCCAGUUCACGAAACUUGCCAGGAGCAAGAUCCGUUGGGGUGUCGUGGAGAUGCCGCCUGAAUGGCACGCUGAGUAUGAUAAUGACGACGGUACCGUUGGACACCUCAGCUUCGGCGUUGAGGAAGACGACGUUACGGCCCCGGAGCCGGGACGUUUAUAUGCGUAA